Messenger RNA from Cordyceps fumosorosea ARSEF 2679, 267 nucleotides. RefSeq names its product Cytochrome b-c1 complex, subunit 10. The record is from RefSeq and is a predicted model, not a curated record. Bases 1 to 267 code for a protein of 88 amino acids. NCBI's taxonomy places the organism in Eukaryota, Fungi, Ascomycota, Sordariomycetes, Hypocreales, Cordycipitaceae. The transcript is spliced from 6 exons. Gene Ontology annotation, biological process: mitochondrial electron transport, ubiquinol to cytochrome c.
AUGGUUUCCGCUACUCCUUUCCGUCGCGCCGAAUUCAAGAGCGCCUACGGCCCCAAGUACCAGUACCAGCCGAACUUCAACGGUUGGUCCGGCCAGACCAUGUUCCGCACUGCCUUCCGUCUGUCCCUGUUCGGCGGUGCCGCUGCUGUCGGCGCUCUUCUCUUCGCCUCUGGCAUUCCUCGCAUUCAGCACGACAUUCUCAACAAGAUCCCCGGCAUGGCCCAGUUCUACCACAAGGAGGUUCACCCUCAGGACAACCCUUUCUAA